Messenger RNA from Mercenaria mercenaria, 16682 nucleotides. RefSeq lists its product as uncharacterized. The record is from RefSeq and is a predicted model, not a curated record. NCBI's taxonomy places the organism in Eukaryota, Metazoa, Mollusca, Bivalvia, Venerida, Veneridae. The coding region runs from base 302 to 10348 and encodes 3348 amino acids. The transcript is spliced from 36 exons.
CAGGAAGUGUAAACAUUGUAAACAUGAUUUUCAGAAAAUUGGUGUCACUAUUGAUUAGAAUGAUUAACUGCUGAUAACUGAUUAGUAAAAAUCAUGUGAAAAUCUAAAAUACCUGAUAAAAUGUGCAGGGAUAAACUAUUGCUUCGAUGCUGACACUAUUUCAUGUGCUUUAAUUUCCAUUACCAAGAUUGAAAAUUGUCUUGUGUGGUUUUGUUUUUUAGGAAAAUGGUACAAAUAUUUCUAACUACGUAGAAAGGAAUGUAUCUGUGAUAGGCUAUUGUACAAGCCUGAACAUGAGAUAAUGGCAGAAAGAAAAGAUAGAAAAGCUGGUAGCAAAUAUGAAGCCAACGCUGAAAGCAGUCCAGGGACAAAACCUUCUGAAAUGUUGGAAAGUCAAGGAAAGAUGAGAUCAAAAAAAUCGAAUAAAGGACAUCAUGAAUCAAAGCUAGAAAAAUUGAAGAAUGUUGUUAUUAGAAUUCUGAAGAAACAUCCAGAUGGUGUUUUGAAAAAUGAUAUCUGGACACUUGUUCAUAAAGAGACAGGACUAAGAGUCAGUGCAAAAGAUUAUGGAGUAUCAAAAAUGGGCCGUGUGUUUGAGAAGUGGACAGAUGUUAUUCAGAUGAAUGCAGAAAAGCUAUUCUUAGUGAGUUCUCAGGAAACGUUAAAUGAGAAUGAUUUUUCACCAACAGAGUUGGAAGGGUUUGGUGAGGAAAAGGAAUCUGUCACACAAAGUUUUUGUCUGAGUUCAGUGUCUGAUAUACAUACUGCUCAAAAAGAAAAUAUUCUGUAUGAAACAGAUCUAAAAAGAGAACAAAAAAGACAUGAUGACAAUAACCGUGUUCAAACAGGGUCUGACCAUGAUCUAACAAUGUUGCCAGAUGUUUUUAAUACAAACCAUAGGAGAAACAAGAAAACCAAAGAUCACUUUGCUGACUUUGUGAAGCAAAACAAGAAUAUUGUCACAUUUGGGUUCUUAUCUGAUUCAGAUUUAUCGGAUGAGUCUGAUGUUGAUACUGAUGACGAAAGAAAAGAAAUUAAAUCAGUUAUAGAUGAGCUUAUAGAUGGUCAGAAUGCUGAACCACCAAAGCCAGUGAAUGGUCAGAAAGCACCUUCAAUGCCAAGUUGGAUGCAUAUUGCCGAUGCUUCAAAACCACCUGAAAUUACAAAACUGGAAACUUUACAAGCUAGAAUGCAAUUACCAGUAAGAGAACAACUGGGAAUGCCUGCAGUUAUAAGAGAAGAACAGAGAAAGUUAGCAAUACAAACAGAACCUGUUAUUGCACAUGGACAAGGCCAUGCACAGGGUAUAAUGUCAAAACCUUUAAAGGAACCACCAGGACUUUCAUUGUCAGUUAAUAAAGAACCUGCUGUGCAAGGGUUAGGUUCGAGUCAGUCAGAAAUACCAUCCCAUCAGUUUGGUGUAACAACUCCAGGACUAGGCAACAUGGGAUUUCCUCUACAAGGUAUGGUGAAUAGAUUUUAUAUGCCAGUGCAAGGCCAUAAUCAAUUAGGAAUGAUGUUUCCAACCUAUGGGCAAACUGGGAUGUCCUUAUUUGGAAUGCCAAUAACAUAUAGACUACCAGUGCCUGCUGAUGGUCAGUUCGGAAUGGGAACUUCACAGAAUGUAGUGAAUCACACCACACCUAUGCCCCAAAACAUGCAUAUUGUCGGACAACCGCCCAAAGCUACAGAGUUAAGUGGAAUACCAACAACUGGGACAAUACCACGUGAAUCCCCUUCACUGAUUUCUGCAUCUGAAAGUUUCAUGUCAACAACCCAAGGUAGCCCAGUGAAUACAAAAACCUGGAGUCAUGUAGUAAUGUCUAAAUCCAUGUCAAAAAGUCCGUCUCCUAUUUCAAGUCCUAGUGUUGAACCAAAUUCAGACAACACUAAUUUAAAAGCAGGAAAACCAACCCCAGCCUGGACGAAGGUAGAUGAACGAGAAUCUUAUUUGAGCCAAGUGAAAAUGCCGUCACCUGCACCUAGAAUGACACUGACACCAGUAUCAAAUUUUACAGAAUUGUCAUCAAAACAGGACAAUGCAGGAGAUCAUGUUGGAAUGUCGUCUGCUGGUAUUUCAUCUUUAUACAAUAAUAUAUACAAGAAUCAAGCGGUCAGACCAUCAACUAGAGUCAGUCAAAUGACAAUGCCGAUGCCUUUGACCGUACCUGGGAGAAACCCACCUGGAGCACCAACAGUACCAUCAACUAGAGUCAGUCAAAUGGCAAUGCCGAUACCUUUGACUGUACCUGGGAGAAACCCACCUGGAGCACCAACAGUAGACUGGGGACAAUACAGUCUUCCAAAACAACAUAUGCAAGUGGGCUAUGAAGGAAUAAUACCCCAAAAUCAUACAGCUUUGAUUGAAAACAAGAAGGAGCAGCAAACAGUAAUCAGUCAAUUCAAUAGAUGGGAUCUUGACCAGUGGCAACCAUUUGCAGAUGAUAUUAAAGAUUUUGCAGUAAAGCCAAUAGAUAAGGAAGAAUUUGAGGCAAAGAUUAUAGAGGUCAGGCCAGUUUAUGUCCCACUAGGCAGAAAACCAUCAGGUGAACAAGUGGACAGUGUUGCAAAAGAAUGUAUUGAAAUGUUGGCUGAUGCAAAUGAAUUUGUCACCCAAGAAAGAGUGGAAAAACUUCUUCUUCAGAGAUUUGGCUGCAAUGUUAUUCAAGAGCUUGGAGUAUACAAUGUCGACCAAAUACCAUGUGUUUUUGAACAUAAAAGACUUGUAAGCAAAAUCAACACUUACAUCACAGCUUUUCUGAAAACAAGGUCAAUAUGUACUCUUCAUGAGCUAAAGGAAGCCCUAAGAGACUAUGUUCCUGACAAGGGAGACUUUAGCAUAUUGAAAACUGGACCUCUUCAGAGAUUCCCGGUUGUAUUUCAACAAUUCCGUUUUCCACCGGAUCAAGCAGAAAUUCCUGAAAUUACAAGUAUGGAUAUUCUUGAACACUUUAACAAUUAUCUGUCAAAAAACAGAUUGUGGGUUAAUAGUAAACUAGAACUAGAGCCGUUCAUGAACUACCUAGUGCAAGAAUAUGAUGCUGAUAAUGCUUACAUGCUCGGAGUAAGAAUUAGGUCACUGCCACUAGCCAUUGGAGUAUUGAAGAAAGCUAAAAGAGAUUCUGCAGCCAGUCACCAUGAAAUCAAAGACCAUUUUGAAGAAAAUUUGAAGACUGAAAUUGGAGAUGCUUUCAGGAAAUUUCGAAUCAGUAUUUUACAAACCGGAGAGGGUGAUGGACUGGAAGUACGCAGGCAUUAUUUAAAGAUGAAACCAGAACUAGUCAUCAUGGAAAUAUUUGACAAGUUUAAUGUACUCCUUAUGGUGACACAGGACAGGAGACUUACAAAACCUACAAAGUUCAGGAGGGUCGUUGAGGAUUUCUUGACAAUGCUGAGGGAAGAUGAUCUGGGCAAGAAUAUUCUACACCUUGCUAUAUGCAUGUCAAACACUGCUGUUGAAGAGACAGUUAGAGAGAUGUUUACUCCAGCUGAUGAUGAUAGUGAUGACGAAAAUGAGAAUCAGAUGCAUCAUAAACCACCUCCACGAAAAGACGCCUUGGUAGCAUCGCUAAAGACAUACAUAGAACGAUGCUUGAAUGCUGGUGCCGUCAGUCUUACACAUCUGAACCGCAUUGAAGAGAAAAUGCUCGAAGAGUUUGGAUUUCCUGAUUUUGGUAUGAUGGGUUAUGGAAGAUUUCUAGAGUUUCUUCUGUUAGAGGAGACAAAACAGAUACUGGAAGAAAGUGUUGGGUUACUUCUUGGUUCUGGAUCAGGAGGUGGGGACUGCGAAUCAUCAUUUAAACCCCAACAGAUGGACUUGGUGGAUUUCAUUAAGCAAUGCAGACAUCAGGAAGAUAGUCAGCCUGACCAUGUAGAGGAGGCCUUAUGUGCACAUUACAGUGUGAAGAACGUGCGAGACCUUGGUUACGGUAACACCAUGAGACUAUUAAGUUAUGCAGAGAAACAUGGAAAACACAUGCUGGAACAAUGUUGCGUAUUUUAUGAGUCAGCACUUGCUCAGUCUGUCAGGUUUUCGCAGAAUUCCAGUUUGAAGGUUGGAAUUUUGGGUCAUCAGACCAGAGAUGCUGCAAAAAUCUGCCUACACAACUGCCCUCUCCUGGAAAAUAUGGCUGACUGGAGUCAGUGGAGUCUUGUGUUUGAGCCAGAACUUGGAAAACUGAAAGAUUUUGUGCAGAAAUAUGGAGGUGUGACAACAAAAACGUUGGAAGGGGGUAAAAUUGUAACCCUUGACUUCCUGGCUUUGGAGAGAAAACCUGGAGAACUUGUCAAAAUUGUGUCAUCAACAGCAGUAGAGAAUGUUGCCAUGGCUUUGAAGAAUCGUGAUGUUCAGUCUACAACAGGUCAUUUGGUUUCCAUGGUAGUUGCAUACAAAGGUAUUGAUAAUAUGCCUCUUGCUCUGAUUGCAAGACAUAUGAAGACUGCACUUAUACAAAUACAUGCAGAGGAACCUAGACUGGAAAUGACGGCUGGUCUCCCAAGUCAGAAUACUGCUGCUCUGUUUACUCUACAAUGCAUUUUGCGCAUACCCACCAAGAUAUGUGUCUCACUUGCCAACCAAAUAUUCCUGGAACCUUUGGGACAAGUUGUAGGCUCAACCAAGUCCAAAAUAUUGCUUGUACAGUUGUGUAAGACUGAGACAGAGCUAAGUCAUUUGAUACAAUUAGGGUGUUUACUAGGAAUUCAGGAAUGGACAGACGUAAUGCAGCAAAAAUGUCAACUCCAUGACUUAGUUGUACAGAUACUUCCAUCAGAAGUUAAAGAGUUCUUUGAAAAUGACCAUUGUGAGGAAGAGGAAGAGGGAUAUAUUGAAGUGUCAGAUGAUUCUGAUACAGAAGAUGUUGAUGAAAUUUUAGCUGGGGAACUUUCUGUUGAUGAAGUGAAAGUGACAGGGGAAAGUAACAAAAUUAUAUAUGAGCGUGAAGCUCAAGACAAAGAGAAAAAGAUCACCAUCCCUUCAGCGGAAACUGCAAAGGAGAAGAAAGAUAUUGAGGAUGAUACAACGAAGGAAAUAUCAUCAUGUGAAGCAAUUGUUAACCAGAUACGCCGAGAUGAGUUUGGUGUGGGUGUUCAGCUCAGUGAAGAUGGACAAAGGCUGAUGAAAGUACAACAAGAACGACUGGGUAGAAGUUUAGACCGCCUUUCCAAAGAUCUGUACAGCAAAGACACACACUUUGUACUAGAGUUAGUUCAGAAUGCAGAUGAUAACAGUUAUUCUGAUAAUCUUCUUAAUGACACAACAGACAAUUGCCCUUCAGUGAAGUUUGUAAUAGAGCAUGAAGGAAUAUAUGUCCUGAAUAAUGAACAAGGAUUUAGAGAGAAAGACAUCAGGGCUCUCUGUGACGUUGGAAGAAGUACCAAAGGAAAACAUAAAUUUGGAUAUAUUGGACAAAAGGGAAUUGGUUUCAAAUCUGUUUUCCGAAUUACUGAUGUGCCAGAAGUGCAUUCCAAUGGGUACCAUAUCCGGUUUGAUGUAAACAGUGGACCUACGGGUUAUAUACUGCCACACUGGGUACCAGAGGAGGAAAGAAUCAGUCAGGAUGAAUGGAUGACCCAUAUAAUUCUGAAGUUGAAGGCGGACAUGAGACUGCAGACACGAACCCUGGCUGCAAGGUUUAAUGAUAUACACCCUUCACUGCUUCUUUUCUUGCACAGGCUGAGACAAAUUACUGUAGAAAACAAGGUUGAGAACUCUGUUCAGACUAUGCGAAGGCGGGACAUUGGUGACAAUGUUGUCGAAAUACAACAUGCACACGGCAGUGAAAAGUGGCUGGUUGUAAAGAAAAUGCUGGAUGCCAGUAAGAUAUCUAUACAGACAAAAUCAGGGGCAGACGUGGAAUCAACAGAAAUAGCCCUAGCUUUCCCACUAAACCAGAAGGGCAAAAAGACUACAGUCCAGAGAAUGCCCCCAAAACAACCAAUAUUUGCCUUCUUGCCUCUCAGAAGUUAUGGAUUCCGGUUCAUUAUUCAAGGUGACUUUGAUGUUCCAUCAAGUCGGGAAGAUGUAGAUAGAGACAGCUCUUGGAACCAAUGGCUUAGGAAUGAAAUACACAACGUCUUCAUAGAGUGUCUUGAUAUUUUUAGGACCCACCCUGAAUUUGGCAGUAUGGAAGCUGUGUGUGCCUUUCUUCAGUUCGUGCCUAUGGAAGAUGAAGUUCUCGAGUUCUUUAAGCCUGUUGCUUCAGAUAUACUUAAAAAACUGAAAGCAAAACAGUUUGUUCCAACUCAGGCUAAUGCUGAAGGAGUCAUAAACUGGAAAAUGCCAUCUCAGACAGUGAGGGUUCGAGAUCCACUAGUACGGAGUGUUAUCACAGCUGACCUACUUGAGGAACAUUUGAAUCUGUUCUAUCUUCAUAGCGAUGUUGCUGCCAUAUUGAAUCCUGCCUUGACCUCUUGCCUAGGCAUAGAGACCCUGACAUCUGACCAUUUGUUCCAGCUAGGAAAGGCCCUUAUACUGAACAAGGGGACACAUUGUAGCAAAGAGGAAGACAUAAUCCUGAUUUCAAAGUGGAUGGCAUGUUUAUAUCGUAGCUUGGAUGAAUUUCACCACGACGAUACGAUACUGACAACACUUAAAUCACAUCGUAUGUUUCCUCUCUCUGAUGGAGAACUUGUCUUGCUGCAAGACAAAACAGUGUUCUAUCUAGUAAAAAUAUCCAAUGCUGACAGACAGAACAAAAAAGAUCCAUUAUGUUAUUUACAACAAGAUGUGAAAAGCAUACACCCCUUAUUGCUGAACACAGGUGAUGAUGAAGUAAACAGUCAGGUUCAGAAACUCUUACAGAGACUAGGAAUCAAACAGUUAUCUCCCUUUGAUGUGAUAAAUCAUCAUAUAUUACCAGUUCUUAAGUCUGACUUGUGGAAGUCAAAACAGCCAGAAACACUGGUAUCCUAUUUAGUGUAUGUAAAAGGUCAAACAGAAAAACAGGUGUCUGUUUGCAACUUUGAUGAGUUCAAGGAUGUUGCUGUGGUAAUGACAAACAAAGGCUUUAAAAAUCCAAGCUUGGAACCAGUGCAUUUCCCUCCACAAUAUGGGAACCAAAUCCAUCUGAAAGAAAUCUUCAGUGGUUAUGACUGGACGCUGGUUGAUCCUUGCUACCUUCCUAACCCAUGUACUCAGUCUGUGGUCAUCAGUUGGCAAAAUUUCUUGAGGAAGCUUGGGGUUGAGGAUUUUCUCUCAUUCAGGAAGAAAGACAUACACAUUAAAAGAGAUGAACUGGAACAGUCAUUAUGGAAAAGUCAGAGUGUCUUAUGGCCAAAAGAAGAGCACGAGUUUAUUGUACAAGAUUAUUACAGUGCUGAGGUAGAAGGCCUUAUAAAGAACAACCGUUAUGGAAGCGAUCUUCUGUUUGCAGAUCAAAUGAGGUACUUGUUCACAUAUUUAGACCGCCACUGGGAUAGUCGGUUUUCAAAAUAUUGUAAGGUACAAGUUUUAGAUAAAGAUGGAAACAAGUUAAAAGAGACUGACUCCUCCUUCAGCAUUUUGUUGCGUACUUCUGAUUGGUUGCCGGCUGUGGAAACCAUGACAGCACAAGAUGUAACAGGCUUCUUGAAGCGUGAGAAGCAGAUUGUGAUGAAACAACCUUCUGGUUUAUACAUUGAAUCUGAUGUUGUACAGAGUCUUCUGUUUGACAAAGUUCUUUAUUUGAAUGCUAAAACCAUCGGAGGAUCAUUCUGUCAGUUUCUUGGCAUCAGAAAUUCUGUUGAAGUGAAAACAGUAAAAGAUCUGUUGUUGCAGUGGAGUGAAAGAAAGGAUGAAGAUUUACCAGCUGUGUUUUGUACAACACUUGAACACAUGAAAAAUGUCUACCGAUAUCUAAGUGCCCAAUUAACACGACAGGAAUUUCAGAAUUUGUUACAAGAGAAACCAGUGUUCUUUGUACCAGAUAAAAAUGCUGUGAAUGUUGCAAGAGAUAUAGUGGUACCUGGGAAAAUGCUAAACAAAAAUGAAAUUUGGUUGGUUGAUAGGACAGGACUAUUUGCUAAGCAUAGACGGGUUCUUGAAGAAUUCCACUCGGAGAUUUGUAACAAAACGACCAUAGCUGAGUUUUACAGUGACAGCACAGAUCUCAUCGAAGUCUUCAAAGUAGAGGCUAAAUUGGAUGUGCAGCCAAAGCUUGAUGAAUAUAUAAAACUGCUGAGCCUACUUUGUGGUACAAGUUCACCAAAGGAAACCGAUGUUUUAAAUGAUGUACUAUAUAUCUUCUCUACAAUUGGUGAAAUGUUGGUUACUCCCCCAGUCGGUAUACCCGGUGGACAGGCAGGCAAUAAUGCCCUUGACGCACUUAAAGUCUUUGUAAAGAGAAAGCUGAAAAAACAAAAGGUGUUUCCAACAAACAAACAGGUUUGGGUGAGUCUAGAAGACCAACCAAUGAUCCCUGACAAUAGGGAAUGGGAGAAAAUGUUUAUUGAUAAACAGGGUGUUCACUUUCUGGAUAUGGAAAAUAAGACAAACAGAACAUCACGGACAGGUAGAGGUGGUACAGUGCAGCGUGGACAUAGGAGUAAAGUUGCAGAUUGUCAUAUACAGCCGGAAAUGAUAAAUGUUGUGGUUGAAGUAUGCAGUAUCAAGAAAUUAAGUGAAUGUGUGGAUAUUAGACCAACUCCAGAAAUGAUAUCACCUUGUCCACAAAUGCAGAAGUAUUUCAGCCAAAUAGUUCCAGUUCUUCAGCAGUAUUUAACUGCAAAGUUUGAUGAAGUUUACCAAAGUUUGGAACAGACUAACAUCAGAAAAAUAUUGGCAGAUGGAAAGUUUUACCAGACGGGCCAUCUAGAAGUGAGCUACUGGUUACCAAACUUGUCAAAUGACACAUUUGUCAUCCAGCAAGAGAAAUGUAUAAUACAUCUUCCAGAAUUCUACUUCCACCGGGAACAUCUGACUAACUUCAAAGAGAUUGUAAGGGAAAUUGCGAGAUACUUCAGUUGGGGAAAUACAGAUUGUAACAAUUUACUCAGGUCUUUCUUGUCUGAGCUGUCUGAUAUAAUAUCUGGAGUAUCAGAGGAGCCAGUAGAAGGCCUCCUUCAGAGAUAUGAUGCUGAUGACAUUGAUAUUCUUGAGGAAGAUAAAUGGAAUGUGGAAGCUCCUGUUUUACCAGAAGAAGACAAGCUGGAAGAAAAGGAAGCAGAAAACCUAACUGACGCAGAAAGUACACCAGAGAAGGCAGGUCAAGAGGAAGGACCAUUUGAAAUAAGGGCUUGGCCUCCAGUAGCUAAUCCCAGCAGGGUCCAGUCUAGAGCAGCAUCUGAGAUGACGGCAUCCAAUAUAUGGCCUCCACCUCAAGGGAAGGAAUAUAUGAAGUCAGUUAAGGAUCUUCCGGCUAACAUCAGAAUGGUAACCCCAGAACAUGAUUCUGAUGGCAAAAUGGUGAAACUUGGAGCUGGAGAUAAUGUAGAUAGUACUGAUGUUAUUGCAGCUACUGUACCUGUACCAGGACAAAUAGACCUCGGCCAAAACUUUGGAAUGUUCUCGGUCCAGGUUGGAUCUGGAGACAAUGCUGUACAAAGUGGACAAAUUGGACCAGUGUCUGCAGGUGGACUGUGCAAGGACGGUAGUGGACAAGCCAAUAGAUCUGGUGAAAUCCGAAACUUUGAAGCACAGUCAAAUCAAGCUGCGACUCACCCAACAUCAGAAAUAGGCCAUGACACUAACGGCCAAGACACCAAAACAGAUCUUUCAAAUGCUAAAAAUCAAACAAGAGAAAGUGCAGUUUCUGGUACAGAGGAUCAACAUAGUUUAGUUAAUGGUCUGGAAGAGCGGCCACACAUCAGUUCAAAUUCACCUGGGCUCUGUGAGGCAAAGAAAUACCAGGAAAAGCAGAACCUUGGCAGAGGACAACACAUAACAGGUGAUCCUUUCUGGAGUAACAUGGCAACAGAGUACACUUAUGAUGACCUUGGGUCUGGGAAAGACAUUUGUGUCAUUGAUAGCAUGACCUUGAAAGAAGGAAUUGGUGAAAAUGAUGUAGGACAUUGGGGUGAAGCCCUUGUAGCCCAGUAUCUGCAAAAACAGAAAGAACUCGGAAACAUACAGGAUUACUCAUGGAAAAAUUGUGAGGAAGAGACAGGAUUUCCAUUUGAUUUUGAGAUUCAACUUAAAGGUGAUGAUGGUGAGCACAGAAAUUACAUAGAGGUGAAGAGCACAGUGUCCGAGAGUAAAGAAGUAUUUGAAAUAUCAGUGCAGCAGGUCAGAUUUGCAAACCAAAUGAAGAGCAGUUUUCAUAUUUACCGUGUUUUUAAUGCAGGGAAUCCAGAGCGCGUGAAGUUGAUACGUAUCAGUAACCUUGAUAUGAGACUUUCAACAAAGCAAGUCAAGCUAUGUAUGCUAAUAUAAAAAGCAAAAUAUCAUCUUAUACUACAGGGUUGUUUCUACUAAAAACACAAUUUUGGGAUGAUUAAUGUUAUCAUUUCUGAUACACAGUUUCUACAAAUUGUAUUGGUUUUAUCUAAAACCAGACUUAAUGUAGUUAUGACUGUUAUUACAUUGCACAUUUUAGUUUAGCUAUACUAUAUCCAUACCACUGUGUUAGCAUUGGUUAAAAUUUUGAUGAACUUUCCCUUUAUCUCUGUUAUUGCUUUAUGGAUUUGCUUUUAACAUACAAUAUUUGUUCCUAAUCAUCACAAUAUCAUAUAACUCAAGUGCCAUAACUGCCGCACCAAUUAUUCAUGAAUUAUGGCCCCUUUAUACUUACAAUGAAAGGUUGAAAUUUGACGCAUUUUCAUUUUAUUUCUAUCAUUUCCAGAUGGAUUUGAUUCAGACUUAAGUGACACAAGGUCCAUAACACUGGCUCAAAUAUUUCAUGAAUUAUGACCCCAUUUAUACUUAAAAUUUCUGGUUCAAAAUUAUAUACUUUCGCUCUAUUUCAGUUAUUAAUAAAUGGACUUGAUUCAGUUUUAAACUAAUUGUCCAGUGUCAUCACCCACAUCAUGUCACAAGGUCCAUGACUCUGGCAGAAAUAUUUCUUGAAUUAUAUACCUUCUUUAUACUUAGAAUUUCAGGCUGAUGUUUUGAUACACUUGUAUAGAUGUGUGCGACUUAUUUUUGAUGAGAGGUGUGUGUAUGUAGGGGGGGCACUCAUACUCCUCACAUAAAUUUCUUCACUUAACACAUGUUUUGUUUCCUCUGACAAAGCAUUAUGCAUCGAGGUGGUGGAGCGCGCAGUCUCUUGAUAGCUCUUUUUUACAAGAGGAAACAGACGUUUGCUUCCUGGACAAAUCAGUUUUGCAGAGGACAGUUGCAUGUGGUUGAUUUGCCAGAUGUGGUUUUAGUUUUAUGAAAUCCAGGAAAGUGAUGGCAGUUUUAGAGCUGAAAAAAUGUCAGUGAAAGCCACUAAAUCUAUUGAUUGUAUUCUGCUAAUUAAUCCCAUAGUUUGAAAUUGUUUUAAUUAUUUGAAGUAAAGCAAAUACAGUGUUGGCUGUUUUAAGAUGAAAACACAGCCAACAUUCAUAUUAUGUAAAAGACUGGCUUGUUUUAAAUCUUAUGUCUUUGAAUGUAUAGCUAUUGAAUCAUUAUUUACUCAUUUUGUUUGUACUUUGAUUUUUGUUUUAAGAUUUUUUUUUUCAUUUUUACUUGUUUUAUGGUUUUAAGAAAUUGUUUUAAAGACAAUGUUGUUUAUGAUACGAUAGUAAAAUAUCUCAUCAUAUCUUUUAAUAUCUGUUUAAGUUGUAGAUAUUAAUUGUUUUCAUUUUUCAUUUGUAUGUCUGUUAUCAUACAACUCGGCGUUCAUUUUCCAUUAUUAAGUUCUCUGACCCGUAAUUAUUUUAAAAGACCAAUGUAUCUUCACUUAAAGCUGAAGUUUCAAUUCAGUACUUUGAUUGUUAUAACAACUGAACAAUAACCACUAGGCCACUAUGUUUCUUCAACUUUUGUGCUUUUAGUUUAACUAUGGUUCCACAUAUGGGCAGGUAUAUUGAUUUGUCUUGUCUGUCUGUCUGUCUGUCUGUCUAUCAUAAAUGUUUCUUAUUGUCCAUUUAAAGGCAUUGACCUCCAAAUACUACAACAGAGUGAAAUCAAAGCCUUGAAAUGUCUGAUAGUUGCGGGUUUUUGAUAGAUUUAUUUUUGUUUAAAUGCCAGUCUAUGAAUAUACAUGAAUGAGAAACAAAUACAAAUUUAAUGUGCCUCAUAUCUAAGAUGAACUCUGCCUGACCCAGCUUGUGAUGUAACCAUGGGCUGGAAUACCUUAUCAUGGAUAGAUCUUAUAUAAUCUAAAUGGUCAGUGUGAGUGGAUACAGGUUGAAUAAGAACUGCUUGUUCAUUGAUAAUUCAUCCGCAUUGUUCAUGAAUGGGACUAUUUUGUGUAGCACAUGAACAUCCUUUGGAUAUGAUUCGGAAUCAAAUAAAGAUGCUAUGAUUGUCAGAAAUACACUUUAAACCCGCAACCAAAAAGAAAAUAUUAAGAUACUGGGAAAUUAUUGCUACAUUUCUUAAUAAGGCUUUGAAACUUGAUUGUAUGUUAUGGAAACUCAUAAGAAUUUUUUAUUGCUGAAGCUACCCUGGUUGGAUUCUGACUCUGACAUAAAUUUUGUCUUGAUUUAGCAUUUUAUUAAAUAGUUAACAAGAAAACUUGUGUUCUAAUGUUCAUAUAAAUACGAAUAAACUUCAAUUUUACAGAAAGAUCAUAUUUAGUUAAAUCUCAAGUUUAGUUCCAUUAUGUUUUUUUGGAUAUAGAUUGUCUGGAUUGCUAUAAUAUUACUUGGUACAAGGUUCCCUAUAAAAAAACGAUGUUUCAUAUGUUUGACCUUAAGUCCUCGGCCAAGUUCGAUAACUAGCUAAAUCGGUCCAGGCACUUCGGAAUUAUGGCCCUUGAAUUAUCGAAAAUUGGCCUUUUUACUCUUGUCUGCGCUCUAAGUUGAAUAGUUCUGAUCCGGUCUUCACCAAACUUGAACCAAAUGUUUUUGACCGUAACUCCUCGGCCAAGUUUAUUAACUAGCCAAAUCGCCCGAGGCACUUCGGAAUUAUGGCCCUUGAAUUACCCAAAAUCGGCCUUUUUACUCUUCAAAGGUAUAAUUGUAGUGAGUAAACAGUAUAUAAAGACUGACUUACUAUUUAGAUGAUUAGGCAGUUGUGGGAGACAUGCACUUUUCUCAAAAGCAGCUCUAGUUUUCCCACCAAACUGAAAUGUUAAUAAAAAUGUUUUGAUAUUAUAAGUAAUUAGCAGUUGUAUAUAUGCAAAUUUAGAUACUGUUAAAUAUAUAGCACAACUGAAAGCGCUUGCAGUGAAGAAUUAAAAUGUGAAAAAACUCAAAAGUCUACUGCUGUUAUUCCUUGGAAAUUGAACUUUUAUAUAGCACAAUAUUGUAUAAACACCAUGAUAUUAGUUUAUGUUGCAGUUAAAACUGCCAGUAGGAGACUUUGUGUAUUGCUUGACAAUACUUUAUUCACUUGUUAAAUGACUUUGGUGGUUUAAGGGCUUUGCUAUACAACAUGUCUUAUAUUAUGUUUACACCCUUGCAUCUUUCCCAGUUCUGCUACAGUAUUCAUAUUUACACAGAUUGUCUCUACAGUAGUGUUCCUAUACAGUUUUGUUCAAAUGCAAUUAUGAACCGAAUCCAGAUUCUAGGUUCAGAGUUAUUUGCCCUGAAUUUGUCAAACUAUGCCAUAUUUCACUAUGUUUUUAGCCUACCAUCAUCAGAUGGUUGGCUAUUCAAAUCACUCUGCAUCCAUUGCCCGUCCGUCCGUUAACAAUUUCUCAUUAUCGCAUCUCCUCAGAAACUACUAGGGGGAUUUUGACCAAACUUUGUCAGAAUGAUGUAUUGGUACCCUAGUUGUGUCCCCCUGAAAAUCAGACUGGUUCAACAAUUUUUGAGUGAGUUAUGGCUCUUUGUUUAUUUUUUUAAUUUACAUAGAUUUAUAUAGGGAAAAACUUUGAAACACUUCUUGUCCAAAACCACAGGGCCUAGGUCUUUGAUAUUUUGUAUGUGACAUCAUCUAGUGGUCCUCUAUUAGGUUGUUCAAAUUAUUCCCCUAUGGUCAAAUAUGACCCCGCCCUGAGGGUCACAUGGUUUACAUAGACUUAUAUAGGGUAAAACUUUGAAAAUCUUCUUGUCUAAACCACAAAGCCUAGAGCUUUGAUAUUUGUAAUGUAGCAUCAUCUAGUGGUUCUCUACCAAGUUUGUUCAAAUUAUCCCUCUAGGGUCAAAUAUGGCCCCGCCCCGGGGGUCACCUGGUUCAUAUAGACUUAUAUAGGAAAAAAACUUUUAAAAUCUUCUUGUCCAUAACCUACAACAUUCAAAUUUGGACCACAUGUAUAGUGUAGAGUGGCAAGAGGAACCUUAACAUGAGUUAACAUUGAUCUUGACCUAGUGACCUACUUUCACAUUUCUGUAGCUACAGCCUUCAAAUUUGGACCACAUGCAUAGGUUUGUGUACCGAAGCAAACUUUGACAUUGACCUAAUGACCUUUCACAUUUUUGAAGGUACAGGCUUCAAAUUUGGACCACAUGAAUAGUUUUGUGUUCCAAAAUGAAAUUUGACCUUGAUUUUGACCUAGUGACCUACUUCGACAUUUCUCAAGCUACAGCCUUCAAAUUUUGACCACAUGCAUAGUUUUGUGUACCAGAAUGAACUUUGACCUUGAGAUUGACCUAGUGACCUACUUUCACAUUUCUGAAGCUACAUGCUUCAAAUUUGGACCACUUGGAUAGUUUUGUGUUCUGAAUUGAAAUUUGACCUUGAUUUUUACCUAGUACCUACUUUCACAUAUUUCUCAAGCUACAGCCUUCAAAUUUGAAGCACAUGCAUAGUCUUGUAUACCAAAAUGAACUUUGACCUUGAAAUUGAUCUAGCGACCUACUUUCACAUUUCUCAAGCUACAGCUUUCAAAUUUGGACCACAUGCAUGGACCACAUGCACAGUUUUGUGUACUGAAAAGAACUUUGACCUUGAUUUUGACCUUGAGCUAGUCUUGAAAUUUGGAACAUGCAAAAAUGGCUCAAUGGUGGGCGCCAAGAUCACUCUGUGAUCUCUUGUUACUCCAAUACAUUCAUUUUCUCCAGCUAAUUUUCUCACUAUCCUAAUUAUAUUUACACAUGUGUAUAACUAUAUAAUCUCAUAAUUUUUUUUAUAGUAUACUACAGUACUGGAAUAAUUAGGUUCAGAUUUAAUUGCUUUUGAUAUAUCAAAAAAGACAAAUUUCACUGUCUUUACACUAAAGCACCUUCAUUUCUUCAUCAAUAUUAACAGUGUGCAUAAGCACCUUCAUUUUUCACUUAUACUAAUAAUGUGUAAUUAGCACCUUAGUUUUAGUUCACCUGAGCACAAUGUGAUGGGGGUGAGCUAUUUUGAUCACUCGCCGUCCGACUUCUGUCCAUCUAUCCACACCUUUCUUAAAAAAGACAUCUCCUAUGAAACCGUGUGACAGUAGUUGAUGAAACUGAGCCUGGAAGUUCCUUGGAUGGUUUACUUCCAAAAUUGUUUAUAACAUUCAGCUUGAUUGCACAUUGAGGCUGCCAGAGCUGAAAAAAAGAAAAAUCUUCAAACAACGUCUCCUAUAGCUAGUGCGAUUUUGAAAUAAUUUCACACAAAUGGUCCUGAUGUAACCCUCUGUCAAGAUUUUCAAAUUGUUCUAGUUCAUCAAAAACAUUGCCACCAGUGGGCGUGGCCACAUUUCCCAAUAUGUAUAUAAUGGAAACUUCAAAAAUAUUCUUGUCAGAAACAGUGGGCCCACUUUUAAAAUAAUUUUACACAAAUGUCUCUUGGGUGACCAUUUACGAAGAUUGUACAAAUUAUUCUUUUUUGUCAAAAAAAACAUGGCCGCCAGGGGGUGUGGUCACUUUUCCCUAUGAGUAUGUAGAACUAUGUAGUGGAAGCUGUUUGAUACUGUCUCCUAGUAAACGGAGUCAUCAUUCCCCCAGUGUCUUACCACUCACCAACACAUACCUGCACAUGCACAUACACGCACACAAUUACCUGCCUGUAUUUAUUUAGUAGAAACUUUUCUUGUCGAAAAACACUUGCACUAUUUCAAAAUAAUUUUAGAGACAUUUUCCCUACAUAACCAUCUACCAUAACUGUUCAAACAAACAGCGUAACUCAGGUGAGCGAUCUAGGGUCAUCACCAGUACUAACAGUGUGUAUCAGAACCUUCAUUUUUCCAUACCUCAUGUUUUUAUUUCGAUGUAAAUGAGAUGUGAAACCAAAAUUUGUAGUCCUGUUUGGUGCCAUAUAACCUAUACUGUGUUGGUGCGCCAUAAAACCCAAAUAAAUAAAUAAGAACCUUCAUUUCUUCACCAAUAUGUGCAUUAUAUUUCCACAAAACUUGCUCAGGGUGUAUUAUUGGCCGAAUAGGACAGAUGUAAAGGGAUGCUUUAUUUUCUCACAUGUCAUUGUCAAGACACAUUGUUUCUUGACUAGUGUAUUAUUUAUUGUUGUCUUUUUCUCCGCACAUAAUAGAUAUUUCACUCUUCCAUUUGAAUGAAGUGGUUUGAGGAGACAUUGACUGGAGUUAUUUUUUUGAAUAAUGGUAAUCAUUGGCAGUCAAGUAUAAUGUGAAAUCUGAACAUUAAUAUCAUUAUACAUUUUUUGUUAAUCAUCCAGUCCUUGUUAAAUAUUUUUGUAAAAAUGUCGGUAACUUUUGAUUUUUAUAAAUUGAUUUUUAGCAUACUGUUUUUGUUAUUUACUUUAUUCACUCUUUUUACAUUCAAUUUGGUAAUUAAAUAUUCUAAUUAUA